CGUAUGAAUAAUAUUUGAUCUCGGGGGAUUUGGCUCCCUCCGGUGGAUCCUUCUCUACACACAAGAAGUUCAUCGCAUGGACGCUUCUCGCCCAGCGAGUUCGGUGGGUGGCAGAGCCCUGGAAUCCCCUUCCUCACUCUCUUCCUUCCGAUGCGGAGUUUGCCUGGACCUUCUCUACAAGCCUGUUGUUCUGGCAUGCGGCCAUAUUUCUUGCUUCUGGUGCGUAUACAAGGCCAUGCAUGGAGCUCGACCAUCCAACUGUGCUAUAUGUAGGCAGCAGUAUAAUUAUUUUCCUAGUAUCUGCCGGUUGCUUCACCAUCUGCUCCUGAAAAUGGAACCUGAGGCCUUCAAGUUAAGGGAACAGGAAGUUCUGGAGGAAGAAAAGAUUCAGGAUUGCUUCUCACCUCAGUGGGUAGAUCAUGCAAUCCCUGAAAAGGUUCAUGCUGACAAAGACAACCCCUGUAUCCUGGAUAAGCCUGAAGAUUCUGUCGAUAAUCUCAAAACCAAUCAUAUAACAGCCAUAGAAGGAUGUCACUUAACAGAAGAAAGUCAAAUGAACGAAACUUGCAAGCACGUUUCUGUAAUUGAUGUACGAUGUGCAGGGUGCAAAGAAUUGCUGUUUCAACCUUCAGUUCUCAAUUGUGGUCAUGUGUACUGUCACUCCUGCAUGGCCGUACCAGUGAAUGGACUCCCUAAAUGUCAAGUUUGUCAGAGCAUGCACCCUGGACAGUUUCCAAAAGUUUGCUUGGAGCUGGAUCAUUUCUUGAAAGAGCUAUUCCCAAAAGAAUAUGCUAUUAGGCAAGCGAAAAUGCAGUCCAACAAAUUCCAUGAAAAUUCAUUAAAUGGUGCUUUAGAAACUCAGAAUCCAAAUGUCAAAUCUUGUCAUGCCAAGGAUGAUAAAUUACAGAUAAACAAUCCAGACUUUACAAAAGCUCACGUUGCAGUCGGUUGUGAUUCAUGUGGGAUGUAUCCCAUAAUUGGAGAAAGGUACAAAUGUAAAGACUGCAAAGAGAAGGUGGGAUUUGACCUGUGUGGAGAAUGCUACAGUAGCAACUCCAUGCUGCCUGGUAGAUUCAAUCAACAGCACACACCUGACCACAGGCUUGAAAGUGAUGAUUCAAGGAUGUUAUGCAAGAUAUGGAUGCUUAAGAUCUUGCAACCGGAUGUACCUCCAGAGGAUCGCACUGAUGAUUCUCUAGAAGACCAUUGAAACCUUGAUGCGGUACUGUUAACGGGAAGCUGGAAUGGAGAAGCCUGGAAAGAAGAGAAAAGAUCCAUUUUAGCUAUUGCAACUUUUUAUCAACUGUGUAUGGGUGCUAGUUGACUGUUCGCCUAGCUUGAGAAAACAGUGCAAAAAUGAAAAUGGACCACAUCAAAUAA
This is a messenger RNA of Elaeis guineensis (African oil palm), 1380 nucleotides long. RefSeq names its product E3 ubiquitin-protein ligase PRT1-like. Gene Ontology annotation, molecular function: zinc ion binding; ubiquitin protein ligase activity. The record is from RefSeq and is a predicted model, not a curated record. Gene Ontology annotation, biological process: proteasome-mediated ubiquitin-dependent protein catabolic process. NCBI's taxonomy places the organism in Eukaryota, Viridiplantae, Streptophyta, Magnoliopsida, Arecales, Arecaceae.